AUGGUCCCGGCUCGGAACCUGCAGCCGCUCCUCCGCGACGAGCAUGCCACGCCCUGCGCCGCCGCCGCCGCUGCAGGCCUCGGCGUGACGCCGACGGCUUCGAGCCACAUGGCACAGGAACCCAUCGACAAGCACCACAGCGAGCCGACCAAGCCGCCGCCGCCUCCGCCGCCGCAAGAGAGGCAGGAGGCGGACCAAGACACGCGCCACCACGCUCACGCCCACGGGGAGCAGCAGCAGCAGCUCACGCUGCGGCCGCUCCAGCCCGCCGGCAGCAGCCACCAGGAGGUCGCGGGUACCAGCGGGAGCAGCAGCGGCGGGAGCAGCGGCAACGGCGGGGCCGGGGACUGGCUCCGGCUCAGCCUCGCCCCGGCGUCCCCCGGCUCCGCCGCCGGAACGCAGCCCGGUGUCGUCUUCGCACCAGACCACGCGGCGGGGGCGGCGCCGUCGCCGCCGCCGCUACUGCUGUCGUCGCAACCGCAGCCGCGGACGACGACGACGGCGGAGGCGCUACCGGUCAUGGGCAUGGGCGUGCCACCGGGGCCCUUCCUGCACCAGGCCGCGCCCGGCAUUCCGCAGGCGUCGAUAGCCCUGCCCGUGCCGCGCGCCGGGCCGCCCUGGCUGCCGCCGUGGAGCCCCUCCGCGGUGGCGACACCGCCGCCGUCGCUGAUCCCCUUCGGGUUCGGGCACCGCGCGUUCUACACGCCCGCCGCCGGCCUCGACAUGAUCAGGGUCGUCCUGCCGCCGUUCGCCGUCGCCGCGGCCGCCGGCGUCUGGUUCGCGCUCCAGGCCGCGCCGCACCAAGGGAGGGAGCCAUUCUUGCCUCAGAUUCCGAGAAGCUACCUACGGAUCAAGGACGGAAGGGUGACAGUCAGGCUGCUGAUCAAGUACCUGGCCGGCAAACUUGGAUUGGAAGACGAAUCAGAGGUGGAGAUCACGUGCCGAGGGCGACAGCUCCCCGCGUUCCUGACCCUGCAGCAUGUCCGGGACGGCAUAUGGUGCCAGGGCGACGCUGCCGCCUCGCCGUCGGUGGUGCCGGACAUGUCAUCAGCUAACCACCUCAUGGUUUUGCAGUACGGCAGAAGACCCUAG
Miscanthus lutarioriparius is the source of this 1092-nucleotide messenger RNA. NCBI's taxonomy places the organism in Eukaryota, Viridiplantae, Streptophyta, Magnoliopsida, Poales, Poaceae. The record is from the annotation of a GenBank genome assembly.